AUGGGUUCUUGCGUUAACAGGCCCAAACCGUAGCCUUAAGCUUAAGUUUAAUCGUCUAAACUAAUGUCAGGAGUUUUAACUAAAUAGGAAUAGUUGCUGUUUAAAAAUUCAAAAAAUAGCACUCUAAAAUUUAAUGUUAAAAUAUCAAAUAUAAAAGCGAAGAAUCUUCCUGUGAAUGAAUCAUAGGUCAUGAUUAUAUUUGCCAGUAUAAAAAACAAAAUAAAAACUGGGCUUAUGAGAGAUACCAAAAAUCCGCAUUGGAAAAUUAACGAAGAAUUCGAUUUUAUUUGUGAAGCUGAUAAGAUGAAGAGUCUUCUUUUUGAUAUGUUCGUGCAAGAUGAAGUAGGAAAUGUUAUUUCUAAAAUAACUUUAACCCUCUACCAAAUAGCUACUGGUCCUGUUCAUAAUGAUUUCUUACUUAAUACUUAAGAUCUUACAAGAAAAGGUAGAAUAACUUUUGAUAUAAGAAUGGCAUAGUUUGUCACAAUGAAUAUAUCUUGUAAAAAUAUGAUUUGUACUAUGGAUGAAAAUCUGUAAGAUAAAGCCUACAACUUCAACCUCAAAGUCAAAUCACAUAAUUAAGAUUAUGAAAGCGACCAUUCACCAAAUUUUAUAAAUCCGACUUAUGCUUUUUCUCAUAUUCCUCUGUCUGAAGAGGAAAAAGUAUGCAAUAAUAAAAAAUAAUUAAAUAAAAACGAAGUAGAAGAGACUGGAAUUGAUGUAGCAGAUGAGGGAGAAAAUUUUAAUAUGACUGAAACUUAAGAAUUUGCUUAAAGAAAAGCUAUUCCUAAAUCUAUACCAACAAAGAAGAAACAAAAAGAUAAAAAACGGACAGUAAUUGUUGAUGUCUUAAAAGGAAAAGAUAGUUUUGGUGUUAAGGAUAGUGCAAAAAACAUUGCAUCAACUGAAUCAUUUAAAUUAAAAGGUGUAAAAAUGUAACUUGGUAAAAGCGGGUUUUCAAAUAUCCCUUCAUCAAGCUUUAAAAAAGAUGGAAUAUUAUUGAGUGAUUCCAACAUUAUAUAUCAACAAUAAUAAGUAGAUACUUCUCAUUUUAAUUCUACUUUCGAAUAGCUUUUAGGCCAUAAAGAGGCAUCUUGGGAAUUCGUUGAUUAGCAUGAUCAAUUUACUCCAGCUAUUGAUUUUGAAAUUUUAGCAGAUGAAUUCUCUUAAUCAUCUUUUGAACUAUUAUUUUGGGCUGUUACUAACCCAGAAAUUGAAAACGACGUUUUCUCUAAUACCUAAUAACAAGAUUAAAAUGGAAAAGCAAGUGGAAUAAUGAGUAAAUCAAGCUUUAGAAAAUCUGGAAUAAUUAGAAUUCAAAGUAAUGUUUCUGGUGGUGGUGGAGGAGGAAAAGAAGAUAAAAAUAAUGAAAUAUAUGUUGAUUACAAAAUGCUCGGUAAUGGGUAUGUUUCAAUGAUUAGAUUUUUAUCACAAGAUGUGGGAAUUAAAAUAGAAAGAGAUUAAGUAAUUAUCAGUGAAAUCAGCAUUGUUGAUAUGAAAAUAUGGAAUCAAGGUAAGUAAGUAGGUACUUGGAAAGGAUAAUUUAUUGUUACAAACUAGCCUUUCAUUAGACAAUUAGUUGGUGGUGUUAGAACUGAAAACGGAGUUACAAAAGCAACACAACUUUAUAUAUAAAAAGAAAAUUUAACAACAUAACAAUCUAUUCCAAGAGAAUUUAAAAAUAUUAUGUAAUGUAAACUAUAAAUUGAAGAAAAUAUAAUCAAGCUCUAUGAUAAGAGCAUAACAUUAAGAGAAAGAUACAAAAUUAAUGAUGAAAUAAAAGCUCAACUUAAGAGAAUUAUUUAGUAUUUGCAUGUUCAUUCUUCAGCAGAAUCUCCCAACCUCUACAAGAAUGAAGAGGAGUUAGUUCGUGCUUAAAGUAUAUUAAUCGAAGUAGCAAAGCAUUUGCUUGAGUAUGCAGACUAGGUGGACGAAAUACUUAGAGAAUUGUAUUAUGAAACUCUUAUUUUGAUAAAUAAUAGAGAGGAAUUAGAUCUUAGCUAUAUGGGUUUUGAUCGAGAUUAAAAAGAAUAAUUAUUCAAAGAAAUUAUGUAAAUAGGUGAUAUUAAGAAAAUGGAAAUUGAUGAAAAUUAACCAAUAAAGGCAAAAAAAAUUAGAAUAUGCCUAGCUUAUGAAAGUUUUUUAUAUCAUACUUUAGAAAAAGUUCUUUAAAAAUUAGAUUAAAAAGGAUUUAAUGACAAAGAAAGGCAAUUUGUUGAAAAUUUUAGUGCUUUAGCUUUUUUCCGUAUUCCAGCUUUUAGGGAAAAGCUAAUAGCAUGCAUUCUUGAUAUUGAAUAAAAUCUACAUUAAAUGAAAGACAUAGAUAAUUGGGUAUAAGAUUAAAUCAUCAUUGAUGAAGCUUAAGCUGAUAAAAAAAAUAAAUUUCUUAUGAGUUUAUUUGAAUGGGAAUAGGAUUUUUAUAGGUAUUUGUAAAAUUAGUCUAAUCAUAUAGAGCACAAAGAUUACUUGAAAAAAACGCUUGAGAGGCAAAACUGGUAAAAAAGAUUCUAAAAGAAAGGACUAGCAUUCUUUUUAUUUGUAGGAGAGUGGUGUUAGUACAUAUAAAAAUUACCAAAUAACUAUUCAACUUUAACAUGGAGUUUUGUACCAGGAUUUGUUGAUAUACUUAGAGCAUUCUUGUAUGAGAUUUAAAAAAGAGAUACUAAAAGCUAUCCAGAAGCAUUAAAAACUACAUCUUUUAGCUUAUUACAACAUGAUGAAAUUAUUAACAUCUAUCUUCGAAUCAUAUAUGCUAAAACAAAUAUUUAUGAUUCAACAAAUGUAUUUAAUGCCUUUGAGAUGAUUGAUUAGUGGUUUAAAAAGAUGCAAGAAAUGCAAAAGAGACUCCCUGUUAAUUUUGAUUAUGCAUUCUUUUUUAGGGGUAUAAAGUUAGUGCUGGAAGGAGAUCAUGCAGUUUCUAUAUCAAAAACAUUAUGGCUUUUGACUAAUUGCUUUUAAUUACUUCCAAUAAUUUAAAAAAGAGACAUUUUAAAAGUCAUAUUUUCUAAUAUGUUUUUUAAGCUUUUUAUGCACUGGUCUCCUAACGUAAGAGGUAUAUUUCACAAUUUCUUGCUGUAUAGAGUAAAUCAUUUGCAUAGAUCUCAUAAAACUUAAAACAAGCUUGAUGCUCUUAAGAAAGAUUUUAUGAUGAUCAGCUAAAAAAAGUAGAUAAAAAACUAAGAAGAAAUGAAUAACAUUAUGAAUGAAAUGAUUUAUUCUGAUUACACUCGAAUGAUAGCUAUUUUAGAAGAGGCAAAUAAAAGAUUAACAAAAUAACUUAAGAAAAACGAAUUGCUUAUGGCUGUUAAAAAGAAUGCUAAAACCCUUAAAAUGAAGUAUUUCCAUAAAAAAAAUCAAAUGAAGAAAAAAUAUAUAAGAGAUAAGCUGAAAGAAGAAGGAUAGCACAGUGAGGCAGGAUUAAAUAAUUCUGUCAUAGAGUCUUUAGAUCUAUCCAUUAUAACCAGAAAAGAUUCCAUUCAUUCAAUGUAGUCCAUAGGUAGACAAGAAAGCAAUUUUUCUGGAUUAGAAUUUUUAAAAUCAUAAAAAGAUGAUGAAAAAUCGGACCAAAAUAAAGAGGAGGAGAAUAAUAGUGAUCAAGAGUAAAGUAACAACAGUAUAGAUAGUAUUUCUAAUUUAGAAAGCAUUUUAAGUGAUUUAAAUAAUCUCAGCGAAGAAGAUAAUAAAAAGAAGAAAUUAAAUUAAAAGAGUAAAGUUGCAAGAAGGAAUUCUUUGAAUGCUAUUACUCGUAAAGCUUCUGAUAUAGAAAAUAAUAAUAAUAACAACAACUUUUUGAAUGUGGAUAAUCAAGAACUAAAACCUAUUUCUAGAAAUUAAACAACAAUUAGUAAAAAUAAUAAAAAAGAAAUAGAAAAAAUACUUUAAAAUGAAAUUAAACAGAAAUAAAAGAUACUUUUGAAAAAGUAAGUAUAAAAAAAAUACCCUCACUAGUAAGGUAAUAAAGGUGGUAUUAAAGUAUAUAGAAGGUAUAGAGACUAAGAUGAGAAUUAAGAAAAAUUAAGAAUACCUAAAGAUUUUCUCAAGUAUCUUCCUGAAUCAUGGGAGGAAUUCGAUAAAUCUAAAAAAGAGUAUAAUAAAUGGAUAUAGAACUGGUACAAAGAACUCUAUUCUAAUGAAGAUUUAACUGAAGAAGAAGUUUUAUAAAAAAUUUUAACUUUAAAUAUCCCAGAAAUUAGUGUUAAAAUUCCUAAGGAUGAAUCUGAAGGCUAGGGUACUUAUGGUACAAAUUAGGAAAACGACUGGUGA
Messenger RNA from Tetrahymena thermophila SB210, 4263 nucleotides. Its product is annotated as C2 domain protein. NCBI's taxonomy places the organism in Eukaryota, Ciliophora, Oligohymenophorea, Hymenostomatida, Tetrahymenidae. The transcript is spliced from 17 exons. The record is from RefSeq and is a predicted model, not a curated record.